Messenger RNA from Owenia fusiformis, 3527 nucleotides. The record is from the annotation of a GenBank genome assembly. NCBI's taxonomy places the organism in Eukaryota, Metazoa, Annelida, Polychaeta, Sabellida, Oweniidae.
AUGACAAAAGUGUUGAGAUUCACGUGCUUAGCAGCAAUCUUUCUAGUAGAUGCUGUACUUGCGGCUAACGUAUACGGAGGUGAAGACACUUCCUCUGGAACGCUAGCCCAAUUUCUGCGAGAAAUACUUGAUACUGAAAAGCGUGGAACCUCGGGACGCUGGGAUGUCAAAUGCACGUGGAUGUCACCGAAUAGCGAUAAAGAAUUUCUGCUAAAGACAGAUGCAGAUAAACACAGUAUAAGCUUCAAAGAAAAAGAACAUUUCAUCAACUACCACAAUGUACAUCGAGCAAAAACUAGACGCUCGGCAGCGAAUAUGAACUACAUCAUUUGGGACCCAGAGCUUGCCGAACUGGCCCAGGUCUGGGCAGAUAAAUGUGUCUAUAAACACGGACAGCCGGGUGAGACCCUAGCCAAACAGGGAAGAGACCCCAACGAGUUCAUUGGACAGAAUAUGCAAGCCUGGUCGUGGAGCUUCGAUGAAGAACGAAGUAUGUACAGCUGGUGGGAAGAGAUCAAUUACUAUAAUUACUACUCGCAGAAAUGUGAAGGCAUGCAAUGUGGACAUUACACACAGUUUGCAUGGGCUGGGACGGAUCGUAUGGGAUGUGGCAUAUCAUAUUGCGAACGCCUCAAAAAUGCAUUUCCCGAUUAUGAAAUCCAUUGGUACUAUGUUGUUUGCAACUACUUACCAGGGCAUUGGCAGAACAAGAAGAUUUUCAAGGAGGGUCCGAAGUGUUCGCAAUGUCCAUCCGACAAGAGCCAAUGUGAUAACGGGCUUUGCAGAUCUCCGCAGAAGUGUCCCAGCAACUACGUAUGUCAAAACGGAGGUACUCUGCUACCUAACACUGGGUGUAUCUGUCACUGUCCCAAGGAGUACACAGGCGAUUCCUGUGAGACACCAACAGGAGUGGUUUUCCAAUGCGACUUUGAAGAGGAUGACUGUGGGUUCUCAAACGAUCUAAAGGCUGACUUUACAUGGACGAAGAAUACAGGAGGAACCCCUGAUGGUCAAACAGGACCAGCUGGUGACCAUACCACUGGGGGACGAGACACAGGUUACUAUAUGUACACCGAUGGAAGCAAGAAAAAGCCAGGUCAGAAAGCGCGCUUGAUUUCUCCUACGUUUGACGUCAGUUCCGGGUCAAGUGUUGAGUUCUUUUGGAACAUGUGUGGUGCAGGUAUAGGAUCACUAAACGUGUAUUCUCAGAAAGAUGGUCGUGAAUCUCUGCUUUGGUCAAUUAGUGGUGAGCAAUCCUUCCAUUGGAAUACGACGGCUGUGCCUCUAAACCCUGGUCGACAGAGUAUCGUAUUUGAAGGUGAACUAGGUCCUAAACCAUGGAGCUCUGACAUGGCAAUUGACGACAUUGCCAUCAAAGGGAAAGUCACAAAACAACUCCCUAAGCCUAACUUACCAACGCCUCCAAAUGGUGGAGGUGGAGAUUUUAUCAACAUUCCCAUUGACUCUGGAAAGGUAAAGGAUCCCAUUGCAGUGGAGAAACCAGUCAAAGUACCCCUAUCAUCAAUUUCGUGGUCAAUACACCCAGACAAGCUUUUGUCUGGAAAAAAUGACAGAGAAAUAACUGGCGUUACUAGGGAGCAAUGCAUGGAUGAAUGUAGAAAGGAUGCAAGCUGUAAGUCCCUUGACUACUCGGGGUUUAUUUGUAUAUUGAGCAAAUCAACUGCCAAGGACGCGCAGCUGAAAUCGGUUUCUGGUUGGGUGUACAUGGAGAAAGGGGCAGAUGAAUCAGUAGCAGAAGAGUCAUUUAAUAGUGAUGACGACAGCAAAACUCCGACAUCCACCGGCAGUUACUCUGAACGAAAAGGAUACCUAUUACCGGGUCACAACUCUGAAGAACUACGAGGUGUGACUUCCAAGGAAAAAUGUACUGAGCUGUGUGAUAGUAAAUCUGAUUGCAAAUCAGUAGACUAUUCAUCUAAACUAGAGUUGUGCAUCAUCAGCACAUCGACAGCUGGGAGAGAUUUUUCUUUGCUUAAGGUGGCAGGGUGGACUUAUAUGGAGAAGUCAGCUAUUUCAGCUCCUUCUACCCCAUCAAUCCGAAGAAAAUACAAAUAUGAAGAUGGAAAACUACUACCAGGUCACAACUCAAAAGAAUUGCGAGGCGUCGCUACGAAGGAAAAAUGUACAGAGCUGUGUGAUAGCAGGCCUGAGUGUAAAUCAGUGGAUUACUCAUCCAAACUAGAACUGUGCAUCAUCAGCACAUCAACUGCUGGAAGGGGUUUUUCAUUGAUAAAUGUAGCGGGAUGGAUUUAUAUGGAGAAAUCAGAAGAGCCCAACUCCGACGGAGGAAAACCAUCCAACCCAGAAACAGGUACCUCCCCUGUCCAACAAUUCACAAAGCAUGCUGGGAAGUAUAUGGCUGGGGAAAAUGACCGUGUUCGCAGUGGGAAAACAGUAGAACAGUGUCUCCAAGACUGUCUGAACUGGGCUGACUGUAAGGCAGUUGACUAUCAGAAUAGCGGUAAUGUAUGCAUCCAGACAGCAACCCCAAGGAGUAAGGCAACUAUAAGGUCCGACUCCAGUCGUGACUGGGACUUUUAUGAGAGAACAGGAGGGUCUUCCAGUGACAGUAGUGUUAAGGCAGACGUAGAUAAAGACACAAACACUGAGACAGACACUGACACACCAUCAUCAGGGAAUGGUGUGUCAGAUUUUACCACAGAGAAAGGGAAAUACCUCCCAGGAAACAACAAGGAUGAACUCAAAGGACUGACUGAAAAGGAGUGUAUUGAAAAAUGUGCCCAGAAGAGCUGGUGCAUGUCCGCAGAUUACAUGGCAAAACGUAAAGUCUGUAUUCUCAGCGAAUCCUCAAGAAAGAUGGGAGCUUCUCUCAUCAGUAGUGCGGAUUGGACCUAUCACGAAAGACAAGAUAAAAAACGAGAAGUACUGAAAAGAUUGCUAGAUUUACUAGAAAAUAGAUCUGAAUGAGAUCGUCCACUUUCACUGAGAUCUGCUGAACAUCUGUACAAAUCAUAACUACUUAAGAACCACAGUGAUCGAGAGAAAAUCCUCAAUGGGCAAGGACUGAUGACUGUGAAAGUCGAUUAGGACUCAUCUUUAUGAAGUUCCAGAGAAAUGACCUUAUCAUCUUCACCUUCCAUGUAUAAUCAAGAGGAUCGCCUUUAUGCUUUGACGCUUCUGUAUGGAAUCACUUUGAUUGUGUAAUCUAUUGGCAGACGGAAUAUAUACAUUUUAUUUUAUGAUGUAACUAUAAAAUAUGAACCAUGGGCAUUCUUCUAGAGUUGGAAGCAGUGGACAGAGAAUCAAAGACCAAACAGCAUUGCAUUACAUUUAAGGAUUUUUUCUACGCUGCAUAAUCAAAUAAGAAUACAGCCUAAUCAAAUUGCUUUAUUGUUUUGUUUUAUUUUACUGUAAUACUUCUCGAAUCAUGAUUUCAGUCAAAAUAUGGUCAAGUAUGAAAUCUAACGUCCAAAGCAGUCCAAUAUCUUCCAAUUGACACCAAUAUUAAUACAAUAUGAUAAAAUACAUGACAGAUAUAUCAAUAA